Messenger RNA from Chironomus riparius, 2083 nucleotides. The record is from the annotation of a GenBank genome assembly. NCBI's taxonomy places the organism in Eukaryota, Metazoa, Arthropoda, Insecta, Diptera, Chironomidae.
AAUAAUAAUAAUAAGAAUACAAAAGAACAUCAAUAAAAAAAUUUGAAAUAUUAUUUUAACUCUCAAUUAUUAGCUGAAUCAGUGAUGUUAAUGAAUAUAUUGAUUGUUAAGUAGCCAAAGAUGAAUCAAAUGGACGAGAAUUAUUGGAAACAGUUGGCACAAGACUGGAUUAGAAAGCAAUCGCAGACGAGUGAAGUUUUAUUGCCAAAAGAUCUACAAAUUCCAGAAGCACCAAAGAUAAGCUUCACAGACAACACUAAUUAUGAUAACUUGGCUGUAGCUGAUAUGGAUAUUGAGGAUGUUAAGGAAGAACCAGUAUGGAAUAAUUCUGUUCAUCAAAUUCCGACUACAAUUGAUUUUUCAAACAUCCAGCAAACACCAUUUAUUCAAGUUCCGACUGUCGUACAGCAAAUCUCCGUCACUUCUAGUUCCAGUCGUUUUCAUAAGAAUCAUGAUGCACCACGCAAAAGCCAUUAUACUCAACAUCAGCCAUUAAUUAUACCAGAUCCACCGUCAAUGAAUAAUAUUGAAGAUCAAAUCAAUACAAUUGACAUGGAUAUGGAUGAUUCCGAUAAUGAUGAUAGCAAUAGCAAUUCUGCGUCGUCUGUAGGCAUGAUGGAUAUACAGAAACGUAAGAAAUUGCCAAUUUGGAUUCGAGAAGGCUUGGAAAAAAUUAAACGUGAGAAGGAACUAGAAAAAGCACGAUUAAGAGAAGAACUAAAGCAAAAAGAGGACGAAGAGAAUCGGAAAAAAUUGAUGGAAGAGGCACUUAAAGAGAUUGAAAAGGAAAAAGUUUCUAAAAGCAAAUAUGAAUCAUCUGAUUCUGAAACGGAAGAGACUGACAAUAAUGUACCCCAAAAUCAACAUGAGCCAAUUGAAAAUGAUGAAGAAGCUUUUGAAAAAAUGAUGUUACUUGUUCGGAAAACUCUGACACAAUUGUUAUUAGAAGUAACAGAUGAAAAAAUUCAAGAGAUAAGUACUGAAACUCUGUCAAAGUAUCGCAAAAAAGCUUCAGCGACCUCAAAGCCUCCUGCACUCAUCGGACUUGGACUAGGUGCCUAUUCGAGUAGCACAGAUGAGGAAGAUUCUGAACAUGAGAAUGGUGAAAACAGCGAUUGGGAGACAGAUUCAGUUUUGAGGGAACGAAUCCAUAAAAAGCAAGCAAUAUUCGAGAAGCUAGUAAAUGAAAGGAUUGAUAAGCAGACCGCAGAGGAAGAGGAAAGAUUAAAAAAACGAUCGUCAUCAAAAUCAGAAGCAAAGCAUGCAAAAAUCAGGCAUUCAGAUAGUGAUGACGAUAGACAAAAAAAGUUCAAAAGUACUCGUAAAGAUGGUGAGGAAAAAUAUGAGACAAUGAUUUAUUCCAUAUCCACAUCAUCUGGUCCUUUAAUGAGAGUACCACGGGAAAAGAAGACACGUUUUAGUGAUCCAAAAGACGGACGAUCGACGACUCAAAUGACACAUCUUGGUAUGGUCGAUAGUACUCGAUCGACAAGUGAAAAUGGCACAAAUAUGAUCCCAAAAAUAAUUGUUCCACAACUUCCGCGGAUUGUUGAGAAGGCAGAAAAUAGCGAAAGUCCAAAAAAGGAGAAGAAGAAAAAGCGUCGAGAUUCGUCGUCAAGCUCAUCCGAUUCUGGACAUCGUAAAAAGCACAAAAAACACAAAAAGUCAAGUAAAAAUAGCAAAAAGUCUAGUAAAAAGAAAGAUAAAUCACGUUCUCCAUCGAGGUCUCGUGACAAAGAUAAAAGACAUCAUUCAAGAAAAUCAGAUCGCCGGUCAAUCGAGUCUAAAUCGUCAAUACGUUCAGAAUCUAGCAGACGUCGAUCAAGGAGUCAUUCGAGAAGCCAGGAAAGGCACAGACGUAGGUAUUAAAUUAUGCAAAUUUAUGUAUCAAUUAAAUCGAUCCCAUAUAUUAGGGACAAAUAAUAGUCAAUGCUUUUUUUUCGGUGUAUAGUUAAGGAUAUAAAAAAUUUAAAAACUCCGCAAUUUUUAACCAACUUUGAGUAAAAAUUGAAUUAAACAUCCCCUCUUUCUUUGUGAUUAUUUUUUUUUGUCAAGCGCUGAAAUAAACCAACUUUCCAUUUGA